Molecule: messenger RNA, 5497 nt
Organism: Saccostrea cuccullata (small rock oyster)
Lineage: Eukaryota; Metazoa; Mollusca; Bivalvia; Ostreida; Ostreidae
Exons: 11
Coding region: 11-4603 (1530 amino acids)
Source: RefSeq, a predicted model, not a curated record
GUUAGAUUUAAUGGUCAUUGGUUCACAUGCAGCGGAACAGAAGCGAGAGCUGGAGAGGAAGCUACAGGAAUUAAACAGGAGACAACAGCAGCUUAACACAUCUGUGGGAGGAAACAUUUCUCCCAGGUAUGACCAGGAAAUCAUCACGGCUAACGGCCAAGUUUAUCAGCAGCAGCAAGGAAUAAAGGCCCCAGUACCAUUGUCAGGGUACCCCCAGGCCAGCCAAGGCCCUCAGUCCCAGUACACAGGCUUAACACGUCCAGUUCAGAAUGGGCAGUCAUUAAGUGAAGUAAGACAGACAUCCCAGGGGUAUAAUGUUCCUCCAGCAAGUGGGCCACCCUUGCUGAAUGGGCAGACGACUCUUAAUGGGCAGAUGUGGGCAGAGCCACCUCAGUCCAUACGUUCUCAGGUUUCCAUGGCAUCGGUCUCCUCUCACAGUUGGGUAGAGCCCCCUUCUCUUUCUCAGUAUACCAUUCCAUCCAGUUCAUCCAUUCCAAAUGCUCAGACUGCCCCACCAUUUUCAUAUUUUUCUGUUACACCCUCUGUUACAAUUGCUGCUUCUGUCCAACCUCACGUGAGUGCUAGUCAGCCGACCAAUGUUCGUUCUGUGGCACCUGGAACGUUCAUUACCCCUUCACUGCCAAUUCCUUCCACAAUCUCCAUGACAGUGCCAACACAGUCACAACUACAAGCAGAACACAUGAGGAAAGUGAAAGAAUACCAGCAACAACUUCUACUCAAGCAUGAACAGAGCAAGAGGGUCCUGGCUCAGACCAGGGCAGAAAUCGAGAGACGAAGACAAGAACUUCUCCAAAGGUUUCCUCAGCUAGAGUUCAAGUCUCCAGUGGAUGGCUCUGUAAAGCCGGCAGAAAACGGAUUCAGUGAAGAUGUUCAAGUAACCAGUCAAGGGGAACCUAAGCUUCUGACCUCAAAAACUCUCUCUCCAAAUAGGGCUGCCAUGACCUCUCUUCUAUCUCAGUUAGCAAGUAACCCAUAUUACUCUGCCAGACUCUCUGGACCAGCAGAGGAACAAGAACCCUCGGAAGCCAAAGCAGAGAACGGAAAAAAUAAAUUUCAAAAGGUGAGGAAGUCCCUGCCAUUCGAUGCUGAUGAUACAAUCCACGAGACGCCAGGGAAACCAGGAAGAUCGCCGCUCUACCAACCAAGCCCAGGCUCGACCACCGCUAACGAGACCACAGACCUGAAUGACACCACCAUGUCAUCCUCGACUGAGAGGGGGAGUCCAGCAUUACCAGGGAGGAGAUCAGGUACCACCACAGCGGAGUCUGAUCUCUCCCUCUUCAGCACCGCCAAGGAGAGGAAUGAUCUCUUUGAGCAGAGACAGCUGGAGCUGAGGCGGCAGCUAGAGGCCAUACAGAGACAGAAGGAGGAGAUUCUACAGCGCCACCAGGUGGUGCAGAGAAAGCUACCACCUCAACAGCUGGCACCGCCUAAAGAUCAUCUACUAGACUCAGAGGAAGAUUCUUCUGAACUGGAGUUUUCUGAUGACCAAUCACCCUUGGCUGAUAAACCAGGUCAAAGGUUAGCCCCUCCCAAUAAAAUGGCAACACUACUAGGAGACCACAGGCCUCAUGAACUUAGUACUAUUCACGAAGUGGAGACUUCCCCCUCUAGUGCUAGACAUUCCGGAGUCGCGGCAUCCAGUCGCCACAGUCUGUCCUCCACUGAGCGGAGCUCUAUAGAAAGCACCCAGCCCCCACCGCGCGUGGAACCAGCCAUCACACCUACUGACAGACGGCCGGCCGAGGACACAGGGUAUAAGACGGCCCAGCUGGACGAAGUGAUGGCGACGGCAUCAGAGUUCUCUCCUGGGGUACUGGACAGGCUGAAGCAGAAAACCAACGACGUGUUUUAUAAUCUGAAGGAGGACGACUCGGCAGACUCGUAUAAGAUGAUGAACUACACACCAGACUCUCUCUCUACUGGAGCUUUGGAAGAACUGAAUGUAUCUUCAACUCUCUCUACAACUCCAGGAUCAAUCUCCAUGGUAACACCUGGCUCCGAAAAAUUGUCAGGAGUUCCAAUGAUUCAAGCUGCCAGAAACCAAAGCGACAGCACGGAUGGGUCAAUCCGAAGUUCUAAAUCUUGGGCAGAUGAACUUGUGUCAUUUCAUAAACUCCAACCCGAGAGAGCUUCCGUUGAAUCGAAUUCCAGGUCAGUGAAGGAGUCAGCAGAUAAUGCUCCACAUACAGCCCCUGUGGACAGGAGUUACAACGUCGUUCACAUGAGGCAGGGCAAAGUUUCUAUGGAAUUUGUCAAGGUUGGUUCCGACAUGGAUCUGUCGCAGUACCCAAUAUCGGAGUCCAGUGAUAAAUCAGAUCGAGGUGUUUUGUCCCCGGCCGGCAGACUGGAAUCAGAGCUAUCCCAGUAUCCAAUUUCAUCGGAGGUCUCGCCGAGCAGUCAAGACAAUGGCAGAAACAACAGAGUAUCUCCACACGAAAAGGACAGUGAACUUAAUCCAGCAAGUCUGGCCUCCACAUCCGAGAGCACCAGCAGCUACUUGGAUUUAAAGAUGGAUAAUAGCACCAUGGGAACCAGGGAAUUUGAUUUCAUUGGACAGAGCCGUGUUCAGAUUAUACCUGACAACACUUCAGGGGAAUUUGUCUCUCCCGAGGCUCAUUCUUAUGAUGUCAGUGGUAAAGUAGACUAUGCUAGUACACCCAAUUAUAAAUCAGUGCAACAAUCUACAAAGAGACUGUCCCAGAUUUCACAAUUCACGACUUCUCCAGAAGAAACGGAAAUCCAGGCCGGAUCGUCAACAUUUCCACGGUCAGACGGACAGUUUCGAGCUCUCUCGCUUCACAUGGAUGACUCCGAACAUCAGUCCCCGGCCCAGCCUUUAGCCUUCACCAGGGCCUCGGGUCACGGAGGCCUCUCUCGGGUCUCGGAGGUGGGAGAGAGUCAGACGUCAGACCAGAGUAACCGGUCAGAUUACAAUCUUCUGUCCAAGCUUCCAGAUGAGUCAUCUCUCAGUCAGUUCACUGUGACCACCACUGACCAAUCCUCCAAGGAUGACCUGUCCUUGACCCAGAUAACAGUGAAUACAGACUAUCCAUCAAAGGCACUGGGAUCCUUGACCCAGUUUUCAUUCAAGUCCAGUCCUGAUGUCCAUGCUAAAACGGAUUCUUCUCUGAGUCAGUACAGUGUUGAUAGUCCUGGGGCUCAGAACAUGUCUGAUAAAUCGGGCAGGAACACUUCAUCUUCCUUGAGCCAAGGAGAGGAGGAUGAGAGUUUUGUGGCUCAGAAGUUUGCUAACUUAGACCAGUUGAUUCAAGAGUCUCGAGACUUGAUAACCAAGCACAAGCAGCUUAUUACUAAGAAUAAGGAGAUUGGUCAGUCAGGUUCAGGGGGCGUGUCUAGUGUUUUGACCACCCCAGAGAGUCAAAACGAGGCUACACCAGACAGCUUAGUCAUGAAACAGAUGUAUUCUGCCAAUAUUGAGAGCACAAUGGAACUCAGUGCAGACAAUCACCCGAGUUACAUGGAGAGUAGCAGUUUUCAACAGCUGACAAUGGAGAGUGGUAUCAUGGAUGAACCUGAUUUGACCUUGCUGUCUGUGACCUCUGACCUUGCAGGACAGGACAACACAGAGGACAUUACAGGGGAAUUAACUCAUCGGUCCGACGGAACCAGCGGGGGAGACUCAAUCUUGUCUUUCGAGCAACACGAGCAAAGUUUACGGAGUUCUCCUGACAGAGAAAUCAGCGAGAGCUACUUCCAAGAUUUAGCAGUACCCCGAACCAAUGACAACAACAAUGCAUCCCGCCCCGUGGCCCCAGUACAGAGGGAUGCUGGGGAUGAGAAUGUCUUCCGAGCUGUCCCUGUCAUGGUCAGCCCCACCCUCUCCCUCUCCAUGAAGUUCAGCAGCUCAGACAUCAAGGUCACCAAACCCCCUGUCUCCUGGUCAAAAGAACCAGAGGAAAACGAAACUAAAUCAGACCAGAAACCCAAACGCAAAUCUGACCCACUGAUCAGUAAGGUCCAAGAGCAGAAGUCCGAGCUUGAGAAAAUGGCCUCAGAGGCCAAACAGAAGGGACAGAAAUCCUCAGGUCUAAAUAAAGCCCUACAGCCCCGGGGUGGGGGAUCAGGGGCACCUACUCAGGGAAAACUAGGGGCCAAAUCGUCCAGUAAAGAGAGCAGUAAGCCAAUCAGCCUGGGUCAGUUCAUCAGCUCCAGGAAGGAGGGGUCGACACUGAUGGGGAAGAAAUCAGACAAUAAACCCGUCCCGCUGCCAAAACCCCAGAGACCCGGGACAGGGGCCGUGAAUGGAGGGACGGGUAUGUCUAAAACCCUGUCCUCCUGGAAAAAGAGCCGAGGAAUCAAGUCUACAGUUCCCCCUCCCACCAAGUCCAGUGACCUCCCCUCGGCCUCCUCCAAAUCCUUCCCCUCCCAGAGACCAGCCACGGCCCACAGCUCUGAGGACAGGAUGUACGAACGCAACGUCAGGGCAUACAAUCCUCGAUUGUUUAGGUUACAAAAUAAAAUUGCCCACCAAGAGAACCAGCUGUCCAAAUCAGAGGAUGAUCACAAACAGAAAUCCUCUUCCCAUACAGAAAAAGUCAAAGAGUUCCAAAAGGACUAAAACGUUAAGGUGUGCAAAACUUCAAGAAAACAUGAUGAAAAAGCAGCUGAUGAAGAAGCACCAGUCUAAAUAAGGGGAGGAUCCAAGCAUAACAAGAAGACAGGAGCGGAUCUAAGAUUUUAUUGGACAUUAUUUGUAUAGCUGACAGUAGAAUUGUAAAUACGAUACUUAUUUAUUGUGUGUGCUAGGUGCUGAAAACAUGCAUUUACAGACAUGUGAUGGGUCUACAGUCUAUUUUUAAGAGGAAAUUUUGUUAAAAACACAGUUUUGUUGUCUUUUCCUGGGUAUAAAACAUUUUAUUAAAAUUUGUGUCAAAAUAUUAAUUCUUGUACGUUGAAAUUACAUGUAAAUGAUAAAAAAUAAAGAAUUCUAAUAAAGAUAUAUUUCUCUAUUAAUGGACAUCCUACAAAUAUAUUUAUGUAAUUAUAUAUAUUUAUAUGAAAACUUAUGCUAAUAACUGGUAUUUGAUUAAUUAUUAUCUUGAAUGAAUAUUUUGAGUAAUUAAGAAGAAUAUCUGAUAUGGUAUGAAACUUUUAUAACAUACUUUAGGAGAUUGAUAAUUUAUAAAUGUAGUAGUAACUUGUAGGGAACUUUUGCAAAUUUUCCAUAGGGUCUGACAGUGAAACAUAUAUAUCUUGAUGCUCAAAUAGACACCUGCACAAAUCUAUGUAUAUACCUCCAAUACAGGUUAGAGGGUGAAACAGGGGUUGUGUGACUGUGGUUUUACUGUAGUGAGAUUGUCAAUUACUGUCAGAGUCUAAAACUUCACAAAUAUUACGCAGCCAGACUUUUAUUGUAUUAAUAUGUACCUUGUAUAUGUAUGUAAAUUUUCUGGUUAUCUGUGAUAUGUAAAGUUUAAUAUUUUAAUGGAGAUAUUAAAUUUCAAACACUCAA